UAAUAAUCUAAAACGUCAGACAUUUAAUAUUUUGACAUAAAAUAUUUUUACACUCAAAUCGGGGUUAGUUAAAAUGUUAAUAAUAUUAAAUUUAGCAGAUUUAAUAUCUAGAUAACAUUUAUAAAUAAUUAAAUAUUUAAAAAGUGAUGAUGAAUAAACAUAAAUAUAUUUAUUGAGUGGAUUAUUUAAUUGUCAUUGAGGCUAGAUUAUACUUGAGUACUUAAAUUAUUAAUCAUCAGUAUCAUCAUUGUCAAUCUUACAAAAGAACAAAAAGUUAUUAUACUGUUUAACAAUGGCUUGUUCAUUGUUAAAUCAAAAAAACAUUCAAAUUAAAAUACCCGGGUCCGAAACCAUAGACAAUGUUACAUUUUAUACAAUUAAUGUCAGUAUUGGUGACGUUAAUUGGACAUUAAAACACAGGUACAGUGAAUUUGUCGUUCUCCAUGAGAUAUUGGUGUCUGAACACUGUGUUGAAAAAGAUAUUCUGCCGCCAAAAAAAAUAAUAGGACGUAAAAAUGAAGCGUUUAUUGAUAAACGUCGACAAGCACUGGAAAAUUACUUGAAUACUAUUUAUAAUUACUUGAAAAAAACUAUGCCGCGUGAAUUUGUUGUCUUCUUGGAUCUUCAUGUCUAUGACAUUUUUUUUUUAUUACAAAAUAUGGCAUUGAAAUUUUUUAAUGAAGGUCCUAAUAUUUUACAAUUAAAAUCAUAUACAUUUUCACCUCUGCAGUUGUAUGCAAUAAGCGAAAGAUUAAAACAACCAUGUCCUGCAUCAGAAGUUGCCGACAAAAAGUACGAUUUCAGUCAUGUGCUUGAUGUUAACUCACAUUUAAAAACUUUGACAAUACAAGGCAGCAAUGAAUUAUACGGAACCAGUAAUAUAAACUUAUCAACUUUACCAAUAGAACUGUCAACAUUCAAAAAUAUAGAAACAUUGACAAUAAAUAAUUAUCCAGUUAAUAAAAUAUAUAUGAUGGGUAAUUUGCGUGACACUGUUCGUGAAUUGCAAGUGCACAAUACGCAGUUGAAAAAUAUUGUUGAUCUAGUAAUGUGCGAAGAGUUGCAUCGUUGUAUUGAAAAUGCAAAUGAUUCUCAUGUUUGGUUAAAAGUGAGUCAAUUAGAUUUGAGUGAUAAUAGUAUUGAAGUUAUCGACGAGUCAAUAAAAUUGAUGCCGCAUAUUGAAUCUCUUAUAUUAAAUAAUAAUUGUCUUACGGAAUUAUCAAAUAUAACAUUAUUACCUCGUUUAUCGCAAUUACACGUAGCGUCAAAUAAUUUUACAAAAUUACCAGAUAAUUUGCACACAAAACUUGGUAAUAUUGUUUAUAUGGAUUUAUCACAAAAUAAAUUGACUUCGUUGGCAUCGUUCGGCAAAUUAUAUUCAUUAGAAUGGUUAGAUGUUAGUUGUAAUUGUAUCGAAAAUAUUGAUGAAGUUAAAUAUAUCGGUCAUUUACCAUGCAUUGAAAAUUUACGCCUCACUGGUAAUCCAGUAUCAACAAUAAUUGAUUAUCGUGUUAAAGUACUGGAACCAUUUGGUAAACGUGCUGCUGAUAUUUGUCUUGAUAAUGAACGUCCUAAUCAAAAAGAACUCGAUACUGUUGCUGUUUUACAGGCACUUAGAAUAGCCAGAGAGGGUAAAUCUAUGACGUUCAAUAAUACUGAUUCGGCACUUUUUUCUGCUGAAAUUCCUAUUGCUUAAAACUAUAAUUACUAUUAUUAUUAUUACUAUUAUUUAAGGGUAUUCUUAGACAGUGCCCACUUUUUGAAAAUUUUCAAUGACAACUGUCAGUAGCGUAUUCAAAUUUUAUAAAUUAACUAAAAAAAAAAAUAUAAAAGCAUUAAAUGAAAGAAGGAUAGCGUAGUUGCAAUUUUGUUGAUAUAGGCUUAAAAAGAAAUUACAGUUGAAUCAAUUGGGAGUUGAUCGAAAUUUGGGAAAUAAAUUUCAGUAAAAUCUUUAUGUCAAUUUUAUAAUUUUAAUUUUCAAAUUUUGUAGGCUAAAAUUUAUUGAACAAAUUUCGUUUAACUCCUAAUUGAUAACGACUGUAAAUAAAUUUUUAAAAAUUCUAUAUCUAGGUGAAGUUGCAACUGCGUUGUCCUUUUAUCAAUUAAGUUUUUAAUUUUUUAAAUUAAUUAGUAAAAUUUUAAUACCGUUAUGACAGAGUUAUUGCAUAUUUUUAAAAAGUGAGGAUUACUGUCUGAAAAUGGCUUUAAUUGAAAAAGGACAACGUAGUUUCAAUUUCGCAAAGAUUUAGAUUUGAAAAAAAAAUUGAUUAAGUUAUCAAUUAGGGGUCAAAUAAAAUUUGGUAUUUAAUUUUUAGUCUACAAAAUUAAAAAAUUCAAAAUUAUGAUAUUGUUAUUGAUAUUUUGCUAAGAUUUAUUUAACUUUUAAUUGGUAAGAACUGUAAGUAAUUUUUUUUUUUUAAUAAUUGAUAAAAUUUCAAUACAGUUCUGACAGUUGUAAGUCAUUGAAUAUUUUUUAAAAUUGGAGGAGGGGAUAUCAUCUGAGAAUUCCCGAAAAAAAUAUAUUUUUUUAGUAUAUAUUAUAUAUGAUUUUUAUACGAUAUAGUUACCAAAAAUAUAUUUAAUAAGAAUUUUUUUUUUUUUAUAUUUUCCGAGUGAUCAUCUUAUAUCAUUUAAUAAAUAAUUAAUUAUUGUGCAUAUUCUUGUAGAAAUUUUUAUUUUUCAUAAGAAUAUGUAUAUAUUUUGAUAUUUUUUAAAAGAACAAAAAAAAAUAUUUUAUGACAGUAAAAAUGAAUUUUGAAUGUGAUCCUGAAAUUUAAUUUUUAUAUAAUAAUCUUACGAUACACUUUUCUCUAAAGCUACUACGGAUCACUAAACUUUUUUUUUUUUAAUUCUAGAUCAAAAAAAUAACAUAUAUUUAAAAAAAUUUUCAAUUUUUUUUGUCAUAAAAAACCAUAAAAGUUAAUUAUCUUUGAUAAAUAUUUUGAACACUAAAAGUGUAGCUGUUAAUCAUGAU
This is a messenger RNA of Microplitis demolitor, 2974 nucleotides long. RefSeq names its product nischarin. Gene Ontology annotation, molecular function: phosphatidylinositol binding; protein kinase binding. NCBI's taxonomy places the organism in Eukaryota, Metazoa, Arthropoda, Insecta, Hymenoptera, Braconidae. The transcript is spliced from 2 exons. The record is from RefSeq and is a predicted model, not a curated record. Gene Ontology annotation, cellular component: cytoplasm. Bases 293 to 1696 code for a protein of 467 amino acids.